This is a messenger RNA of Symbiodinium natans, 1083 nucleotides long. Lineage: Eukaryota; Dinophyceae; Suessiales; Symbiodiniaceae. The record is from the annotation of a GenBank genome assembly.
AUGGAGGACACAAAGGAGGUGGUGUCAGUGAGGCCUGCGAAUCUUAGCUUCGUUGAGAAGGCCUCCGAGUCUUCGAGUUCCAGCUCCUCGCGGUCCCAGAAGGAGAAGAAGAAACGGAAGCGCUCUGGGGGUGCGAACCCCGAGGAGGCGCUGGAAGCCAUGCUCAAGGGCGAGAGGGUCCGAGACGACCGGCGGAAGAAGUCUGCGCGGGACGCAGGAGCAGCCGCGGCUUGGUUUGCGCAGGAGGCCGACUCCGGAACCUUGCAGCCGGGAGAUCGCGUGGAGGUCGUUGGCCUACAAUCCGCCGGUGGCAAGGCCCUGAACGGCAAGCAGGGGCUCAUCACCAAGUGGGAUGAGAUGAAGGGCCGGUUUCAAGUCGACCUCUUCAUGGCCAACCUGCAGAGCUUGAAGCCGGAGAACCUGAAGCAAGUGGCCAUGGAGCCCAGCGUGUCUCGCCAGAUGUCCGCCGCUGGAUCCAUGGCCGGCCUCAGUGUGUCGCGUGGAGGAACACCGGCAGCACGGCCUCUGGAGUGGCAUUUGCAAAGCUUCUGCUGCUUUCACAAUUGUGAGCGCUGCAGGCGCUACGAGCUGGACCGAUGGUUCUCUCUCUCCCCACUUCCUCUCUGCCGCUGUGUAGGCUGUGGCCAUACCUUCAUUGCAGAGUUGCAAGUGCAUGAGCCACUUGGGUGGGUCAGGCACAUGGACUUCCCUUGCCCUUCCUACCUGCGCUGCAACACCUGCCUCCUUGAGUUGUUCGCGGCCCCAAGGAGGAAGAGCAUCGUUGUGACAGCCCGGGCCAAUGAUGACAUGGUCAUCUCCUGCACCUUGAUGAACGGAAAGGAACUCUGUUCCGCGAAAGGACCCAUCACCCAUCGUGGUCUUCGAGAGCUGAAAGCCAAGCUGAGUGCACAGCUCCCAGAAAUUCUUGAAGACCAGCCGCGUCUGGCGAUUGAUGGUGAGUUUUAUGUUUGGGAAGAGUUCCUGGCCUAUUACGGACCUGCAGCACACAAAGUUUGGCAGGAGGCUGCUGGGCGCACGGCAGAGAUCGUGCUGGUGACGGAGGGCGUCGAGGUGAACCCCUGA